AUGGUGACAGGUCCUGAUGUUAUGGGGACCCCAUACGAGGCCGGGUGCGUCCCGACGUAUGAGGGGAGAUAUGAUUGUGUGAUGGCUGGUGAGAAUGUAGCCAGGCCAGGGCUGACCCCAUACGUGGCCGGGUGCGUCCCGACGUAUGAGGGGAGAUAUGAUUGUGUGAUGGCUGGUGAGAAUGUAGCCAGGCCAGGGCUGACCCCAUACGUGGCCGGGUGCGUCCCGACGUAUGAGGGGAGAUAUGAUUAUGUGAGGGCUGGUGAGAAUGUAGCCAGGCCCAGGGUUGAGGUCGCACGCGUCUUUGGAUUAGCCGGCGUGUAG
This is a messenger RNA of Prunus armeniaca (apricot), 324 nucleotides long. The record is from the annotation of a GenBank genome assembly. Lineage: Eukaryota; Viridiplantae; Streptophyta; Magnoliopsida; Rosales; Rosaceae.